AAAGUAAAAUAAAGUCAUUUGUGGGGAGGGAUCUGCUUUUUAAUGGUUCUUUUUAAUUUAGCCCUAGCCAAGAGAUUAGAAGAUGCUCUGAGCCAAACUGCUGGCAUCACUCAGCAGGCCAUUGUAGCGCAGAAUGCUGCAGUCCAGGCCGUCAGUGCCCACUCCAACAUACUGAAAGCAGCCAUGGACAACUCGGAGAUUGCAGGUGAGAAGAAGUCAGCUCAGUGGCGCACAGUGGAAGGUGCAUUGAAGGAACGCAGGAAGGCAGUAGAUGAAGCUGCUGAUGCCCUUCUCAAAGCCAAAGAAGAGCUAGAGAAGAUGAAAAGCGUAAUUGAAAAAGCAAAGAAAGAAGAGGUUACUGGGGCCAAAUCUCAUAUAACUGCUGCAGAGGGAAAACUUCACAACAUGAUAGUUGACCUGGAUAAUGUGGUCCAAAAGGUCCAAGCAGCUCAGUCUGAGGCUAAGGUUGUGUCUCAGUAUCAUGAACUGGUGGUCCAAGCCCGGGACGAUUUUAAGCGAGAGCUGGACAGUAUCACUCCAGAAGUCUUGCCAGGUUGGAAAGGGAUGAGUAAGUACAGCCGAAGCAUUGGCACUUUUCUGUUUUCGUCUCAACUGAUUUCUGUCAUCUCCCUUGGCUUCAGUUGCCCGUCCAGCGGCCGACUUGAUGUUUCCAGCUGGAUUGUGCUGAAGCAAGAAAUCAUGCUUAGUUGUUUCACCAUCAACUUUGACAUUCAGUCCAUUGACAGAUCCUACCAGCUCCACAUUCAAGUAGAGGAAGUCAGAGAUGCCAUGGAGAAUGAAAUGAGAACCCAACUUCGUCGACAGGCUGCUGCUCACACUGAUCACUUACGAGAUGUCCUCAGGGUUCAAGAACAGGAACUGAAACAUGAAUUUGAACAGGACCUGUCUGAGAAACUCGCUGAACAAGAAUUACAGUUUCGUCGGCUCAGUCAAGAGCAAGUUGACAACUUUACUCUGGAUAUAAACACUGCCUAUGCCAGACUGAGAGGAAUCGAACAGGCUGUUCAGAGUCAUGCAGAUGCUGAAGAGGCGGCCAGAAAAGCCCACCAGCUCUGGCUCUCAGUGGAGGCGUUAAAGUACAGCCUGAAGACGGCAUCUGCGGACCUGCCCACCGUUCCACUGGGCCAUGCAGUUGAGGCCAUCAAAGCCACCUGUUCUGAUAGUGAAUUUGCCCAAGCUUUGACCGCAGCUCUCCCUGCAGAGUCCUUGACCCGUGGGGUGUACAGUGAAGAGACCCUUAGAGUUCGUUUCUAUGCUGUCCAAAAACUGGCCCGAAGGGUAGCAAUGAUCGAUGAGACCAGGAAUAGCUUAUACCAGUACUUCCUCUCCUACUUGCAGUCCCUGCUCCUCUUCCCACCUCAGCAACUGAAGCCACCGGUGGAGCUCUGCCCCGAGGAUACAAACACAUUUAAAUUAUUGUCGUAUGCCUCCUAUUGCAUUGAGCAUGGUGAGCUGGAGCUGGCAGCAAAGUUUGUCAAUCAGCUGAAAGGGGAGUCCAGACGAGUGGCGCAGGACUGGCUGAAGGAAGCCCGCAUGACCCUAGAAACUAAGCAGAUAGUGGACAUCCUGACAGCCUAUGCCAGUGCUGUAGGAAUAGGAACCACCCAAGUGCAGCACGAGUAAGGCCUAGGAAGAGUCUCGUACAAUCCUAUUUCUUGUCAGAGGAAAUCAGUAACACAUGAAAGGUUUGCAACAGGGUCCCAGAAUGUCUAGAAAGGAGCAGGUUACAAAUACCAUCCUAAAUGUUAACACCUGUUGUACUUAAUAUUAUUUCCACUUGCUAUCAUGUCAGUGAACUCCAGGAGUACUUUCUUCGCAACUUGUGAAACAUUUUCCGUUUUUCAGGUUUUACUGAUAAGGCUUGUGAGCCAAUCAAAAUAAUGUUUGUGAUCUCUAAUUACUAUUGAUUUUGCCCUUGGAGCAAACUGAAUAAAGCAAAAAGAUGAAAACUGA
This is a messenger RNA of Hipposideros armiger (great roundleaf bat), 1974 nucleotides long. RefSeq names its product inner membrane mitochondrial protein (gene IMMT). Gene Ontology annotation, cellular component: MICOS complex. Gene Ontology annotation, biological process: cristae formation. Lineage: Eukaryota; Metazoa; Chordata; Mammalia; Chiroptera; Hipposideridae. The coding region runs from base 43 to 1644 and encodes 533 amino acids. The transcript has 9 exons. The record is from RefSeq and is a predicted model, not a curated record.